Messenger RNA from Zea mays, 993 nucleotides. The record is from RefSeq. Lineage: Eukaryota; Viridiplantae; Streptophyta; Magnoliopsida; Poales; Poaceae.
AAAAAGAAACAAGUUUUAAUUCUCUAGGCAGGGCUAAGCCUCAUUAGUUCUUUUUGUAAAACAGGUAUCAAGGAGGAUAAUCAAAUUCCAAGGAAUGGCAAUGCAUCAACUGUUUCAUCACUCAACUCCUAUCACCUAAUGCAGCAUAUAAGUGAUAAAAGUUUUAAAACAACAAGGAGGUGGCAAAUGCACCGGGGCUUGCCUGAAAUAAACACUAUGUUAGUGUUGUUAGAUGAAGGCCACUUGACGAUCAACUUUCGUUUUGACAUCCGCUUAGUCCAUCCAUCUUCAGGCUCAUUGGCCGACAUCGUCUUGUGGGUUGUUUUGAUCCACACCCUUCGCUUCGCACGAUUUUCAGCUAGCGUACCAACACUAAAUAGACUCAGAUUUCGCAAGAGCAACAAGGAUCUUCGGUUCAUCCAUUCCAUCAAACACCUAGAGCGCGUCGAACUGAAACACGGUUUCUUCUCCAUUGAUUUUCCCUAGAACUCUCACUUGACGAAAGGGAGGGGGCUGGCGCUUGGGCUUUCAUUCAUGGAGAACAAAAGAAAAAGGGGAAGCUGCUGCUGCAGAAUUAGAGGAGGGCUACUGCUCCACGGAAGAACAGAGAGGAGGCUGGGCACAGAGGGAGGGCGAGCAGGGGAAGGAGGUGCCAUGGCUGCUGGCGUGGGGAGAAACCAGGGAGCAGAGAGGGGCUGGGCGAGCUCAGUUUGGGGAGGAAGAUGAGGGAGGGGCGGCCAUGGAAACCUAGGGCAGUGGAGGGAGCUCACCAUGGAAGAAGCUGCAGACGGCCAUGGGAAGGAAGCACGGCGUGCUUGCAGCUGACAUGGGGAGGGACUCGGCUGGUGCAGCGGCCAUGGAGGCGAGGAGAUGGCUGGGCGAGCAGGGAGGGCGCGGCUGGCGAGCUGGAGCCGGGGAGAAACCAGAGCAAGGACAGCCGGCGUGGAGGCUAAGGCCGUCGGCCUGGGAAGAAGAUGGCGUGUAGGAGUUUGG